GGUAUGAAAACAAGAUGUCUGGCAAGAAGAAGAGAGGCUCUAAGUCGAGGUAUUUCUGUAGUCCUAGCGCCCAGAAUGGAAAGAAAAACACUUCAGACUAUUGCAGUGACAGGAAGCUCUUACCUAGAAUCAAACAGUACCUAGAGGAGUGCUCAGACAAUGUAGUUGACAUUGAUGAUAUGGCCGUUACCCUCCAAGCUGAGUACCCCGAGUACACAAGGAAGAAACGACUUCCCUUUAGAGCUGUCGUCGCUAAAGCCUACUCCACAAUCCCCGCUAAUGAUGGCUGCGCUGUUACUGAUGAGCAAGGUCCUGAUGAGUGGCUUGAGAGAAGGGAGAGGGAACAUAUGCUGAGGAGGUUAAAUGGUGCAACAUUCGACGGAGAGGAACCUUUGUCUGGUGAGAGUGAAUCGAGCUACUCUGACAGUGAAGCUGAAAUGGAAGUUACUGAUAACUUCAACAUGAUGAAUAACUCCAUCAUCCAGCUGUACGGCUCAAACGCUGGCACACCCCAAACAUCAACCAAUGAGCGUCCAGAUCACAUGCAACUCUCGCCAGAUCAGGUGACCUCCACAUCUCAGCCGCAAAAUGUCGUUAUGGCCCCGGCACAGUCAGCAGAACAUUCAUUAAUAGCUAAUAAAACAGAAGUUUUACAUGUACCUAAAGCAGAAGAUGCGAAUCACACUCUUUCUGGAAUAUCCGAAGUUUUGACUGUUCAAGAUCCCAAUCUCAGAAUUGGCUCUAUUUCAAAACCUACAGUUCCAAAUGACAAAGAGAAAAGUUUUGCUAAGCCCAAGUCUGAGCCUAGAAUGAAAAGAGGUCGAAGGUCACUGGAUGAAAUUGCAGACGGUGACAGGCCCAGGAGAAAGCGAGCUAAAGCCAAAGGUGAAAGUUCAAACAAGGACCCCACCUCUGUGGUACAGGGGGAGCUGGAGGAGAAACACAAACAAAAUUUCAAAGUGUCAACGUCAUCAGUCAGUUUCUCAGAUGUGGGUGGUUGUGGGGGUGUGCUUGAGGAGGUGUGUCGUCUCCUGCUGCACCUGCGUCACCCCGAGCUAUUCUCCCGUCUUGGAGUCCGUCCCCCUCAGGGCUUCCUGCUCCAUGGACCUCCUGGCUGUGGGAAGACACUGCUGGCACACGCCAUUGCUGGGGAGCUUGGACUUCCAUUCAUCAAGCUGGCAGCCACUGAGGUGGUGAGUGGUGUGUCUGGAGAGUCAGAGGCUACUCUAAGAGACCUCUUCCAACUGGCAAAGGAGCAUGCACCAUGUGUGCUGUUCGUGGAUGAAGUGGACGCCAUUUGCCCCAAGAGAGAAACUGCUCAUAGGGAAAUGGAGAGGAGGAUUGUCACUCAACUACUGGCCAGUUUAGAUGACCUUAACCAGAGUGAUGAUGGUAGGCAGGUGUUGGUGAUUGGAGCCACUAGUCGUGUAGACACUCUGGACCCAGCACUGCGGAGGUCUGGCCGGUUUGACAGGGAGGUGUGUCUAGGCAUACCCAGUCUACAGGGGAGAGAGAGUAUUCUUCGUCUCCAUUGCUCUACCCUGCGACUAGAGGAGGACUUCAACUACACGCUUGUCUCGCAGGCCUGCCCCGGGUUUGUGGGGGCUGACCUUGUUGCUCUCGUCAGGGAGGCUUCUCUCUGUGCUAUCAACAGGGUGCUGACGUUGAGCCAGCUGGCUGAGACCACACCCACAAAUGGGGCACCAGGGCUGCUGGGUAUUAUCAAGAAUGCAUCCCCUUUCCCAGACUCAAUGCUAGCGGCUACUUACAUCACACAGAGUGAUUUCAAUGAGGCUCUGAAGAGUGUCCAACCAUCUGCCAAGAGGGAGGGGUUUGUCACUGUCCCGGACACCACUUGGGAGGAUGUGGGGGCUCUAGAGGACGUACGGGACGAGCUCACCAUGGCGAUACUUGCACCUGUUCGUUAUCCGGAUCAGUUUGCACAGCUCGGACUCACCUCUCCACCGGGCGUACUGUUAGCCGGACCCCCAGGCUGUGGGAAAACACUACUGGCAAAGGCAAUAGCAAAUGAGACAGGCAUCAACUUCAUAUCAGUCAAGGGACCUGAGCUGCUAAACAUGUACGUGGGUGAGAGUGAGAGAGCUGUUCGGCAGGUGUUUCAACGAGCACGAAACUCCGCCCCCUGUGUUAUCUUCUUUGAUGAGUUGGAUGCACUUUGUCCUAAGCGUUCAGAUAUGGCAGAGGUGGGUCACAUGACUUCCUUACACACACGAUUACCCCCUUGCCACGCACACGCACAGAGUAACGCCAGUGCUCGUGUUGUAAACCAGCUGCUUACAGAAAUGGAUGGCCUGGAAUCGAGAAAACAAGUGUUCGUAAUGGGAGCCACAAACAGGCCAGAUAUCAUAGACCCUGCCGUACUCAGGCCUGGUCGCUUGGACAAAAUAUUGUAUGUCGGGUUACCAACGGCCAAAGACAGAGAAGCCAUUCUCAAAACCAUCACUAAAGGUGGGACCAGGCCUCGACUUUCCUCUGAUGUCGACCUAGGUCAGCUGGCCAGCGAUGACUUCUGCAAAGGUUUCAGUGGUGCAGACUUGAGUGCAUUGGUGAGAGAAGCCGCCAUUGUAGCACUAAGACAGCACAUGAAACUGGGGUCUGCUAUUCUCCCUAACAUAGCUCCAUACAUCAAUCCCAAUAUGGCUGUUUGGAUGAGCCAUUUCAAAGCUGCUCUCACCAAAUUCAGGCCAUCUGUGUCUGCUAAGGGAUUGAGGUCACAGUAUUUCCUGUUGUUUUGGCCCAUUAUUUCAGGACUGUUGUUUCCCUCCACGCAGGACUGCCUCUUUUAUCAACAAAUGGCUGCAAGGUUUACUGUUAUUGAAGACCCACCAAGGAUAUAGGUGGCAACUGUUAACUCCCUAAAUGGAGACUGUUGAUAUUCCAUAUAGGUGUUUUAUCACUUGUAUCACUUGAUUAGACUUCAUUAUGUUCUGUAAUUGUACAGUGAAUGUCAAUCAUUUCUCUAUUUUCUA
Halichondria panicea is the source of this 2990-nucleotide messenger RNA. Its product is annotated as nuclear valosin-containing protein-like. Gene Ontology annotation, molecular function: ATP hydrolysis activity; ATP binding; preribosome binding. The transcript has 18 exons. Gene Ontology annotation, biological process: ribosome biogenesis. Gene Ontology annotation, cellular component: nucleus. The record is from RefSeq and is a predicted model, not a curated record. The coding region runs from base 15 to 2858 and encodes 947 amino acids. Lineage: Eukaryota; Metazoa; Porifera; Demospongiae; Suberitida; Halichondriidae.